AUUACAAAGUCCAAGCUGCUAGCCUGAGGAGGCGGUGGGUUGGCCAAUCAGAGCGAGUAACUCACAGCGUUGGGUACCGGCAGCCAGUCAGAAGAGAGCUCGCAGGUGACUCGCCCGGCCCCAGCUUCCCGCCUUUCCCCUAACCUCUAAAUCGGGGCCCCUGUGGUUCCUGGGUUAAGUUCUUCCGCCACGGAGCUGUAUUUCUCGUCCUCUCUUUACGCUUGUAUUACCGAUCCCAGGCCUGUGCAGGCUUCUAGUGGGACAUGGCGAACUUGGGCUGCGAGGCCCUUCGGAGUCAGGAUGAGGAGAGUUUUCUCUACUUCGCCUAUGGCAGCAACCUGCUGACGGAGCGGAUCCACCUCCGAAACCCCUCCGCCGUGAUCUACAGCGUGGCCCGCUUGCAGGAUUUUAAACUUGACUUUGGCAAUCCCCAAGGCAAAACAAGUGAAACUUGGCAUGGAGGUAUAGCCACCAUUUUUGAAAGUCCUGGCGAUGAAGUAUGGGGAGUAGUAUGGAAAAUGAACAAAAGCAAUUUAAGUUCUCUGGAUAAGCAAGAAGGGGUUAAAAGUGGAAUGUAUGUCCCAAUAGAAGUUAUUGUUUCAACUCAAGAAGGAAAAGAAAUAACCUGUCGAAGUUAUCAGAUGACAAAUUAUGAGCGUGUUCCCCCAUCACCCCAGUAUAAAAAGGUCAUUUGCAUGGGUGCAAAAGAGAACGGUUUGCCACUGGAGUACCAAAAGAAGUUAAAUGCAAUAGAACCAAAUGACUACAAAGGAAAGGUCUCAGAAGAAAUUGAAGACAUUAUCAAAAAGGGGGAAGCAAAGACUCAUUAGAACUUAAUGGAAUAUAUCUACAUAUAUUUUCUCUAUAUGCUAAUACCUUUUUAACAUUUAGAACAGGGAUCUGGGAUGUAUCUCUGUUUAAUAUGUCUCAGCAGUGUUCUGGAGGGUUAUCUCACUUGGGUGAUUCCUUGUUUUGACUGUAAAAAGACCAAGGCAGGAGUUAGACAAUUGAAAGGGGGGCUGUGAGAGGUGUUGGAAUGCAUGACAGUUAGGUGUGAGUACUCCUGUGAACCCUUAAAGUUAUUUUACUGAGUUUAUCUGAAGUGUAUUUUUGCUCUGUGACUGAAGAUAAAUUUGCAACUUAAUGAUGGUGCUGGUAAAUCGCUCAGCUUGGAUUUUUUAAAAUCAGCUUAAUAAGAGCAAGCAAACUGAAGAGACAAUUGAUUAUAAAAUUUUUUAAUUAUUUUAAAACUAUUUAAAAUUUUUUAAAUUAUUUUAAAAUUUAAAAGAUGGCAUAAUGUUCUUAGAGGAAUAAAUGUAUUUGUGGUUUAACCUGUAUUCUCUGC
Messenger RNA from Cervus elaphus (red deer), 1345 nucleotides. RefSeq names its product gamma-glutamylcyclotransferase (gene GGCT). NCBI's taxonomy places the organism in Eukaryota, Metazoa, Chordata, Mammalia, Artiodactyla, Cervidae. The record is from RefSeq and is a predicted model, not a curated record. The coding region runs from base 264 to 830 and encodes 188 amino acids. The transcript has 4 exons. Gene Ontology annotation, molecular function: gamma-glutamylcyclotransferase activity.